Messenger RNA from Cuscuta campestris, 2698 nucleotides. The record is from the annotation of a GenBank genome assembly. Lineage: Eukaryota; Viridiplantae; Streptophyta; Magnoliopsida; Solanales; Convolvulaceae.
AUAGAAACCAUGAAUCACCUCAAAAUUUGACGAAUUCAAAGCUUGAUCGAGGAAGAAGGACCGCCGCUGCAAGUCCCCUGGCUCGGCUUGCGCGCGACGAUGGAGGAAGAAUUGGAAGACGUCGGUUGGGAUCGCUGGAGUCGACGGCGAGACACGGCGGCGCUGUUGCUCUGAUCGGCGGCGACGAGCGAACGGGUGGACGUCUUGCUUCUCUCCUUCGGCGACUGGGACGGACGAACGAGAAAAAGGAGACGGAUGGCUCCCGGAUGACUAACUCACUGAUAAGGGGCCUUUGGUUCAUGCCAACAUAAUGGUUUGCUCAAAGCCAACUCAAUCAAUAACCUGUUUAAAGCAACCAACGCGACUAGAAACUUCCUUCACCCCGCUUCUCGCUAGAGUUCCCCCCUCCACCCCACCCCCUCCCCCACCCGCUUCUCGAACUCUCCAUUUUCGCCAUCCGCCGCCUUGCUCCCAUCGUUCCCUCGCCGCCGGACGCUUCUCUUCGUUGCUGCUGCUGACCUUCGAUCUAUUUUCUUCCGAAGUUGACGCCUGUAUGGAAAGAACGGUACAGCUAGCGGGCCAUAGGAUAUAAAUUGCGGAUUCGAAGCUAGGGCACCUAGGAACUAUUCAAUCUUUGCUGGAUGGACGGAGCAGCCGAGCCACCGACUCAAGGGAAUGGCUAAAAGAGUUGAGGGCGGCAUUGAUGAAGUAUAACUCUGCUCCCUACUUAUUUCAAGAAGAAAACUUCAAUCGUGGGAGAGAGAGAAUGCCUCCUGGACUUGGACUUGGACCUAUUGCCGAAAUGUUUGGAAAUUUAUGCCGCACGUAUAAAGAAAAAAUGGAGGAGGAGAACUCCUUGUUCAAAAUGAAGCUACACAUAGAUCCCUCAGAUGGUGUGGAACUAUACAGUUAUGAAGAAUUGAAUGCCAUGACCAAUAAUUUUAAUAAAGCAAAUGAGAUUCAGGAGACUCUAUUUGGGAAACUGUAUCGAGGUUUAGUUAAUGGGAAGACAGAAGUGUUGAUCAAAACGUGGGAGUUUAUUCUACCGCCCCAGAGGGUCUUCAAUGACCAUCCGACUAGAUUCAUUAAUGAGAUUGAGAUGUUGACGGGUGGAGAUCAGCAUUCAACAUUGAUGAAACUAAAGGGGUUCUGUUUUCAGACAGUGCUUGCAGUGGUCUAUGAUGAGAAACCAACUAAGUUUUUGUCAGGGGAUGAUUUGUCUGUUGAAAACUUUGGAUUGGAUAAGAGACUAUAUGUCGCAACUCAAUUUGCGAAAUUAGUUGUUUGGAUGCACGAAAGACAUAUUUCAUGUGGCUUUAUACGUCUUGAUAAGGUGAUGUUUGAUGAGGACUUCAACAUCAAGGUGUUCGAUUUUGGUUUCAUCGCUCAUUUUAGCGAGGCAGACAACAAAUAUGCGAUAGUUGAUGUAGCUCUCUCUAUAGAUGCUUAUGAAGUUUAUGACGGUAUACGCACAAAAAAGGCUGAUGUGUAUGUAUUUGGCGUGUUGCUUGCUGAUGUGUUCACAAUUAAUGCGCAAGGUAACAUUGGUUCUCGAUUCGUAUGGUUGGUUGGUACAGUUCAAGGUGGUGAUAAGAAGGUUGUGGAUAAAGCACUGGUGCAAGUUGGUCAUGAGGAUCUUGCAAAUAGCCUGAACAGUUUAAUUGUGGCAUGCAUGAAAGUGAAGCCAAACGAGCGCCCAAAUAUGAAGGGUGUUUUAGCUUGCUUGUUAGGUUUGCUCAAGCAGAGAAAGAGAGGCCUCAAUACAAUGGGCGCACAGGGACUUCAAAUUCUUCUUAGAGAUGAGUAAUGUUCUACGACGAUUAUUCAUCCACAUUGUGCAUGGAAUAGUUUGUGAUGGAGUACCAUCCUCAAGACCCCAUUUGCUUUGAAUUUAUCGGACUGGAAUUGCUUCAAGUUUGACCCGUCAACACUAAAACUAAAGAUAGACUUGGAGAUACCUAUCUCAUUCACUCUCGAGGAUCUCUUCUUCCAUUGAUAAUCCUUUUCGAGCUGUGACAGAUCAAACAGAUCCAUCGAAUACCAGUGCGGGUGACCAAAUUGAAAGGUGCAGACUGAUUGGACUGUUGUGUGUAAUAACCAACAACUCAAUGUAUGGCAACAAGAAAAGUCCAUUUUUGUGUAAACUUCGUGACCAGUGUGCCAAAUACCAUAUAGGUUGUGAAGUAACAUUAUGGUAGACAAGUUAUAGAUAAACCACAGAUCCAUAAGAGAAACUCAAGGUUUAUAUGUACAGGCCACAAUGCAUGACAAAACCCAUUGUUUUUCAUGCUUGUGCAAACACUUCUUGAGUUUGCACAAGCAGAGAAAGAGAGGCCUCAAUACAAUGGGCGCACAGGGACUUCAAAUUCUUCUUAGAGAUGAGUAAUGUUCUACGACGAUUAUUGUUCAUCCACAUUGUGCAUGGAAUAGUUUGUGAUGGAGUACCAUCCUCAAGACCCCAAUUGCUCGAAUUUAUCGGGUAAGUUGCACUGUUAUAUCGAUUUUAUAUUACUCCGUAUGUGUUUUUAUUGGGUAGCUAGAUGUUGUAUACUAUGGAAUACUCUUUGUGUCCUUUCGUUGCCCGUUGAGGAACUAGUUGGUUAAUGUCUAAGCCAGUGUGGCGUAGCAUUUGUGAAGCUUGCAGUAAUUCUAAUGUUGGGUUUCUUAUGUUUUCCAACAAUGAAGGCAACCACAUUCG